This is a messenger RNA of Athalia rosae (coleseed sawfly), 3480 nucleotides long. Its product is annotated as ras-related protein Rab-30. Lineage: Eukaryota; Metazoa; Arthropoda; Insecta; Hymenoptera; Athaliidae. Gene Ontology annotation, molecular function: GTPase activity; GTP binding. Bases 521 to 1171 code for a protein of 216 amino acids. The record is from RefSeq and is a predicted model, not a curated record. Gene Ontology annotation, cellular component: trans-Golgi network. The transcript is spliced from 7 exons.
AAAAUGAUCGGUUGUUCGGCAACUAUUGGGAAGCGGGUUUAGUUUGAAGUUUACCCACAACGGCUCUUGCAGGCAUGAGAUAUACCGGAUCCAAUCAAUGGCCCAUCCCACUUCACAGUCACAUAAUUUUCAAGGGAAAUAACCAACCCGCAUUUGAGAAUAACAUGCCUGUUCAACCAUUGUUCAUCCUACAAUCAAUGACGCUAUGAUGAUCGAAGUUCGGUAGAGUUCCGUCACGGGUUCCGUCGAAGGUUCCGUAGUAUUGCACUUUUAAAAAACAAAGAAAAAGGAAAACGGAUACUCACAGUCGGAAAACGUCAUUCUGACAGAAUCACGAAGAGGAAUGUUUUGAGCAAGGAAAAUAUGUUAAUUCACAUAUGAUUGCUAAGAAUAUCAGCCAGAAGGUCCCUGUUGUGGUUGACAAGACGAUGAACGUGUGUGAAUUAUACAAAAUAAUCAUCUGUCGAUCGUACAUUUGAGUUUUAUAUUUUUGGGACUGCUGUCAAGGUGAAUUGGUUAAAUGAAAAUACGAGGUCGUAGAGACGAAACCGCGAAUGCGAUGGAAGACUACAAGUUCCUCUUCAAAGUUGUUCUUGUGGGUAAUGCGGGGGUCGGGAAAACAUGUUUAGUUCGACGAUUCACUCAGGGGCUGUUUCCACCCGGCCAAGGUGCUACAAUCGGGGUUGAUUUUAUGAUAAAAACUGUGGAGGUAGAAAAUGAGAAAGUUAAGCUGCAAAUUUGGGAUACAGCGGGUCAAGAGCGAUUCCGAUCCAUCACCCAAAGCUAUUACAGAUCUGCACAUGCUUUAAUUUUAGUCUACGAUAUCUCUUGUCAGCCAACAUUUGACUGUCUUCCUGACUGGCUAAGAGAAAUCGAAGAAUAUGCUAGUAACAAAGUGCUGAGGAUAUUAGUUGGUAAUAAAAUUGAUCGAGAAGAUAGAGAAAUACCGACUCACGUUGGCGAAGACUUUGCGCAAAGGCACAGCAUGUAUUUUUUGGAAACAUCAGCCAAGGAGGCCGAAAACGUGGAGAGAUUAUUCAUGGAAAUUGCUGCGGAACUCAUGGAGCAAGCAAGAAGCAAGGAAUUACCAAGGUAUGAAACAAACGCUACCUCAAUUAACGGCAAAACAACUUCUAUCGGUGAUAGCAGCAAUUGCGGUUGUAGUCGCUAAUCAUAAACAAUAUUAAUCGUUAUCAAGAUGCUCUUAUUACUUGUUUCAUUAAUUGAUUAAUGUUACUGGUAUUGCAUGUUGUAUUAAAAGCAGCUUGAAUCGAGAGUGUGAUGUUAACUCUUUAAAAAAAACACGAGGUAGUAAGAGCCCGUUAAUUUUUUUCAACGUACGUUCGUUAUAUUUGCCUUUCGAAUUUUAUAUUUAUUACCUAAUGAAAAACAAACUCGGAUUGAAUCAUAAUGCACAUGGUCAAAAAACUACAAGUGUCUCAGAAACAGGAAAUUCUUGUUGUUGAAUGAUUAUGACACUUGCAUUGUGCAUUUCUGUUUUGAAAAUUCAUUUUCUAGCUUCAAUUGAACGAAGAUUUUGGACAUGAAUGAGAUACACUUGAUGUAAAUUCUCUGUCUAUGAUUAUCAUGAUGAGCAUUUAAAUUUGUAUAAACGAACUUAUCAAAACUAUGUUAUGUUUGAUGAGAAGAUUACUUCUUCAAGUUUCCAAUCGAGAUUUUAAUUCAUUUACAUGUAUAGCUCAUUCUAAUUCAUUGUUGAUAUCAUUUUAAUACUAUAUUUUUCCUUAACAAUUAUUUACCAUAAUAACUAGCUUCGUUUUUACUCCGUCUUCAAAUUGUUGAACACGUUACAUGUUUAUUUAUUUAUUCUCAUUUAUCUAUUUAUUUCUUCUAAUCUUCUAUGAAUUUUUAACCCAUAUUACACCCCUGUUUAUCAUGCAACUUGGUGUACAGCGGAAAAUUUUUAUUAACUCUGCAAGCUGCAGUAGAAUCCAUAUUAUUUAGGAGCUGAUGAGGAUACCAAAAAAAAAAAUAUGCAAUAAUAAUCCGUAACACAGUAUACAGUAGUCAAUUAUUACAGAAUAUGUGAUUUUAAACUUUAUAACGGUAAAACAUCACUGUUCUAUUACUCAGCAGUAACUCUAGAUUAUACAUAGGUAGGUAUAAUUGCUAUUGCAAACUCUUGAAAGGCAAAAAUUAAACGAGAAGUACAGAAUGAAAUUGGGGCGCCUUUCGUACUAUGAUCGAAUCGAUAUUCCUCAAUGCUUAUCCAUCAUUGCGUAAAGUUGGAAGCAUUUGUUUUUUCAUGACAAAAGCUGAAAUCAAGAUUCGAUGUAGCUUUUUUCAAUUCAUCAGUUAUGCGUAGUUUUUGUCCCAUGAAAUCUAGUAAAAAAGGUGCUAAUUUUGACCACGAUUCAAUGAGAGAAAAAACAUAUCAUUUGUUUUGUCAUUUAUAAAUAAUGAUUACGUGUAAGACUAUCGUGUGAUGAAUGGUGUAAGUGUUUGAACGGAACUUUUUUAAUUACAAGAUAUAUAAAAGCUCGUUGCCUGGCAAUUCAUAAUAGCUGUUAAAAUGGAUAAAUAACAUCACUAUAUUCGAUAUUUAGGCCAAAAUUGUCACUGAAUCUUGUCAUUCUAUUAUUACUUUAACAUAAUGAUAAUAAUUAUCUUUAAAUCGCUGACCAACUAAACAGUGGAAUUUGUAUCAAGGCUCCGUACUUAAUUCUUGAAAUGAAAAAUAUUCGACUCAAUACUAAAUAUUUCGCGUACGUCAAUUUUAAACACUGUCAAUCACUAGUUCAAGUCAUUCGAGACAUGGACUUAUGAAUUCAUAUUACAUGCGUAUAUUACAAUUAAAUCGCGAAUACACAUACAUUAAUUUAUCUGUACAGCAAACGAAUUAAGAAAAACAUUUCGCUUUCAUAAUUGUGUCCAGGCACACAUACAUAUAAGCUUGUCGCGGGACUGACUCAUUAUUAAUUUAAAGUGUUACAGUAGGGCAUUUCUUGUUACGUGCAGCAACUCACAAGAAUAAUUAUGAAACGUUGCAAGGCUUAGAAUACUUCUUGAAGCUUUGAAAAAGAUAUGUUCCCGCCGCAAAUAAUUGAUGACGUGUUCGUGUUUGAAAAUAACUUAAUAAUGGAAAAACUAUAAUUACACGCAGUGGAGAUUCUUCUUCGUUGUUCUGUAAAUACUCUUUAUUUUAGAGCUUGGACUCACUCUAUUUUAACGAAUGAAUAUCCUUUUAGAAAUACGCUUCGAUAUAAAUGAUUUUGCGCAAUGCAUUUUAUUGUUAAGUAUAGAGUGCUCGGCGUGCUUUGCUCGUGAUUGAAAAAUUGACUUUAAUGAAACCAGUGAGAGAUUUAUUGUAAUUCACUCUAAACUGGAUUAGCAUUUGCUUGUAUUUUAUCUUGCGAACUAGUAUUAUUUUUCAAGUUUCAUUAUAAAACGCUAAUAACCAAAUCAAAGUGACCAAUGUCUUGUAAUUAUUUAAUAAAAAUUAACUUGACGUAUCAAGAA